CGCGUCUGCCGGCGGUUCUAACUCUGUGCAACUGAAAUACGUUCUCUUUCGCCUUGCGCGACGCCAUUACUGUGUGUAUAAACCGACGGACAAAAUGGCGAAAUUGCCUUAAAAAAAAUUUAUUCUGGCAACUCAUCUUCUUGGCUCGUGUGCAAAUUAUCGAAAUGUUCUGCUAGGCGAAGAUUUUGGCGGUUGGGCCGAAGAGCUUUGCGCCGCCUCGAAGGUGUUUUUUGCGGGGCGGCGAAACACAAGUGCGCCCUUUCUUCUGUUUUCAUGAGAACGGCGGGGCCCCAAAUGAAUGAAGUUAAUCUCGUGUGAUGCCGAUACGCCGAGUACCAGCGACUCCGACCCCGGAGAAGGCCCCCUCCGCUGCAGCAGAGAAAGAGCCAGAGGAGGCGUCCUCAGAGGAGUCGCCCGCCGCCGAGGAGGAGCCGGCCGCACCCUCAGCGGUGCCGGCCGGCGGCGAGGACGGCGACGCCGCCUCCGAGACGGAGCCCACGGAGAACGGGGAGAAGGCCGAGGACCCCGCGGAGGAGAAAGUAGAAGAAGGGACGGGAAAUAAAGAGGACAAAUGCAAGGACUGCGCGUCUGGCCAGUGCGCAACGCACUGCUAUGUUCUCCUACCAAGGAUGAAGGACGGCUACAAGUACGUGAAAGCCAAAUCCAAGAAGGUGAAGCGGGCGAUUCCCGCGUGGGCGAGCGUCGCCGCCGGCAAAAAGCUCCCCGUCGCCAACUUUGCGGGCACUCAGCACAAAGUGGAUAACAUUCUCAUCGAAGCUAUUGCGUCUUCUAAUGACAAGUCUGGAGUUUCAUUCCAGUCCUUCAUGAAAUAUAUUCUGAAGAAAUACCCCGAGAUGGAGCUCGGCAAGAAGAAGUUUCUCCUCAAGAAGGCGAUGAAGAAACAUUUGGAGAAGGGAACCAUCAAACAGCUGAAGGGCAAAGGCCUUUCAGGAAGCUUCGCCAUCGGGAAGCAGUCCGUCUCUAAGAAAGCAGCGGUGAAGGCUGAGGCUCUGGGAGACGCUCUUCCCCUCAUCAUCACUCGGCUCUGUGAGCCCAAAGAGGCCUCUUACUACCUGAUCAGGAAAUACCUGGAGCAGCACUUCCCCGGCUUGAACAUCCAAAACAGGCCAGAGCUCCUGAAGUCCGCCCUGGUGAAGGCGGUCGAGAAAGGACACCUGGAGCAGAUCACUGGGAAAGGAGCCAACGGCACCUUCCAGCUGAAGCGCACCGGUAACCACGUCCUGCUGAAGGGCAGCAACUUGGAGGACGCCAUCACGACCGCCAUCACCGCCAUGAACGAACCGAAAACCUGCAGCACAACCAUUCUGCGCCGAUACCUGGUGGACACCAACAAGGACAGGAAGGAGUACCAACUAAUGGCCAGCCUGAGGAGGACCCUGAUGAAGUGUAAAGUACUCGGCUGGAUGGAGCAGAUCAGCGGCCACGGCUUCACCGGGACCUACCAGCUCUCGUUCCCCUUCUACCCGAGCCCGACCAUCCUGUACCCAGAAAAGUUCAACGACCUUACAAAGAUAACCCCGCCGUCCAGGCAGAGGCGGAAGGCUGACUCUUCUGACGAGGAGGAGGAGGAGGAGGCGGAAGAAGAGAAGGAGGACGAAGACGACGACGAAGAGGAGGAGGAAGAAGCUCCCCCUCGGAGAAGAUCCCAAAAGAGGCCUCCGCCCAAGGUCCGCCGCCCCCCGCCCGCCAAGAAGUCUCGGAGCUCGAGUCAGUCGAAGGCUAAAGGCCGAGGCCGAUCCCUCGCCAAGAAGUCUCCGGCCAAGAAGGCGGCGUCUCCGGCCAAGAAGGCGGCGUCUCCGGCCAAGAAGGCGGCGUCUCCGGCCAAGAAGGCGGCGUCUCCGGCCAAGCGAGGGGGCAGGAAAUCCUCGACCUCCAAGAAGGAAUCCCCGCCGCCUCCGAAAGCCACGCCCGUAAAGCGGGGCGCUCCCGCCAAGAAGCCCAAAACGCCUGCGGUUAAAAAGCUGGCCAAAAGGGGGGCCAAGCGACCGGUGUACAGAGAUUCGUCCCCUGAGGAGGCGGAGGAGGAGGUAGAAGAAGAAGAAGAAGAGGAGGAGGAAGUCGUGGUCCCCAAGGAGACGACGAGGAGCGGCUCCAAGCGGUCCAAGCCCGAGGACUCGCCCGCCAAGGAGCCCGUGGCUAAAAGGGCGGCGGCGACCAGAGGGGGCUCCAAGAGCCCGGCGGCCGAAGUGAAAUCCCCCAAGAAACCUGUGGUGAAAAAGGGCGCCGCCGCGAAGAGCGCCAAGAAGACCACCCGCCGGUCCAAGAGGGGGAAGUACUGAGAGCCCCCACACACUGGGCCGCAGCGGCGUUUCAAUGCUCUCUCGCUCGCUCUCUCUAUCAUGUUCUCCCUUUUUAACAGGGCAGGUUUAUUUUUUUUAUUUCUAGUGUAGAUUAAGAAUGUUAUCCUUCCAAGUUUUACUGUACACUGAAAGUUUUUGGAGUUCCUUUUUAAAUCGCCAUGUGUAGAAAAGCUCAGUUAGAUCCGAAGAACUGCAACGAGAGCCUCGUCGUGACUUGGUUUUUAUAUCCGUUCCUCAACCCGCUCGUUAGUCGUCUGCAGCACGCGUUCCUCGUGUCACAUGAAGUGAGAUGUCUGUGUUUUGAAGGGUUGACAAACCGAUUUAAUUUGAAAGAUAAUGGGUGGAGACGUUCCGAAUAUUUUUAUUUUUUAAAUAGAAGACAGAUUUUAAGGUUCUCUUGUAUCGUGGGAUAAAACAAUAUUUUCUUGGACCGUGCAGUGCUGCACAAGAAUUUGAAUUUGUAUCCAUCCGUUAAAUUAUAUUCUGAUUCGUCACAAUGAUUUGAUAUUUUAUUUAAAACCAAAACAAAAUCCCGAGAAGAGAUUUGGCCUCCAGGUGAUGGGGAUUGUCGGACUGAACCGAGAAGGAGAAAAAAAACACUUGUUGGUAUUAAUUUCAAACACUUUAGGGAAUAAAAAUGUGUCUUUUGAUACGUGUCUGUAACAAGCUUAAACAUAAAUUGAUUUUAUUGCUUUACAGCUGUGAUUCAGUACCAAACUAAGAUGUGUUUUGUUAAUAAUAAAAAGGAUAAUGGCUCAUACCCUG
Messenger RNA from Pseudoliparis swirei, 3086 nucleotides. It is a transcript of the gene hp1bp3, whose product is annotated as heterochromatin protein 1, binding protein 3. Gene Ontology annotation, cellular component: nucleosome; nucleus; chromosome. Bases 318 to 2300 code for a protein of 660 amino acids. Gene Ontology annotation, biological process: heterochromatin organization; nucleosome assembly. NCBI's taxonomy places the organism in Eukaryota, Metazoa, Chordata, Actinopteri, Perciformes, Liparidae. The transcript is spliced from 13 exons. The record is from RefSeq and is a predicted model, not a curated record. Gene Ontology annotation, molecular function: structural constituent of chromatin; nucleosome binding; DNA binding.